GGACGGUUCACUCUGUGCCGCUGCCUGGGGGCUGUAGUGACCGCGCCGCUCCUGCUGGGGGCUGCCCACGCCAAGGACCUGCCUCUGUGGUCUCCUCCGCCGCUGCUCAGUUUCCCCGGCAACAACAUCCCCCAAGAUGGCAGAGGAGAGCAACAGUACCAGCGACUGCGUGUCCUUCAGCGUGCUCACCUGGGACCAGGUGAGCCGGCUGCAUGAGGUCCUGACCGAGGUCGUACCCAUCCACGGACGAGGCAACUUCCCCACCUUGGAGAUCACGCUGAAGGACAUCGUGCAGACGGUCCGCGGCCGGCUGGAGGAGGCGGGCAUCAAAGUGCAGGACGUCCGGCUGAACGGCUCUGCGGCCGGCCACGUCUUGGUCAAGGACAACGGGUUGGGUUGCAAAGACCUGGACCUCAUCUUUCACGUGGCUCUGCCCACGGAGGCCGAGUUUCAGCUGGUCAGGGAUGUGGUCCUGUGCUCCCUCCUGAACUUCCUGCCAGAGGGCGUGAACAAACUCAAGAUCAGCCCAGUCACUCUGAAGGAGGCGUACGUCCAGAAGCUGGUGAAGGUGUGCACGGACACUGACCGCUGGAGUCUGAUCUCCCUCUCCAACAAGAACGGGCGGAACGUGGAGCUGAAAUUUGUGGACUCCAUCCGGCGUCAGUUCGAGUUCAGUGUGGACUCUUUCCAGAUCAUCCUGGACUCCCUGCUCUUCUUCUACGACUGCUCCAGCCGCCCCCCCUCCGAGCACCUGCACCCUGCUGUCAUCGGGGAGAGCGUGUACGGGGACUUCGAGGAAGCCUUGGCCCACCUGCGCAACAGACUCAUCGCCACCAAGAACCCCGAGGAGAUCCGGGGCGGGGGGCUGCUCAAGUACAGCAACCUCCUGGUGCGGGACUUCAGGCCCGCCGACCAGGACGAGAUCAAGACCCUGGAGCGCUACAUGUGCUCCCGCUUCUUCAUCGACUUCCCCGACAUCCUCGAGCAGCAGAGGAAGCUGGAGACCUACCUGCAGAACCACUUCGCGGAGGAGGAGAGGAGCAAGUACGACUACCUCAUGACCCUGCGCAGGGUGGUGAAUGAGAGCACCGUGUGCCUCAUGGGCCACGAGCGCAGGCAGACCCUGAACCUCAUCUCCCUGCUGGCGCUGCGCGUGCUGGCCGAGCACAACAUCAUCCCCAACGCCACCACCGUCACCUGUUACUACCAGCCUGCGCCCUACGUCAGUGACGGAAGCUUCAGCAACUACUACGUGGCCCACCCUCCGGUCACCUACAGCCAGCCCUACCCCACCUGGCUGCCCUGCAACUAACCUUGGGACCCGAGGGUUUCCACAGGGGGGACCCCCGUAGGGCGAGGGCUCUCAGGUAGGGGAGCCUCCUUCUAGAUGUAGGUGUUUGGCUUUUAAAGGGGAACUCAGCUCUGACUCUGCUUUUUUUUUUUUUUUCUUUGUGCGCCCAUUGGAAUGGGUCUCCAGUAUAUCAUGAGCCAACCCUAAAGGGACCUGUGAUUCCAGUGCCACUUUGGAAAAUGCUAUAGGAACUAUGACCUAUCCACAUCUUUCCAAGACAGACACUAACAUGCCGUGUUCCAAACAUCGGUACGGGGACGUCUGAGCUCCGUGCGGUCGUUGAGAUUGGGAAACACGUGGGCAGUGUAGAAGUUUCCAGCUGCUGGGCUUCUCACUGGAGCCUAGGGUAGGGGAUGUCGGCCCUACCCUGGAAUUCUCAGCACUUACGUGGAAGUUGUGCGGAUGGUCUAUUUUCUUGUGUCAAUUUUAGUCCCGCAGAAAAUGGUAAACAUGAGGGUGCUCUUGUGGCUUAAUUUUUGUUCAAGGGACUAAAUUGCUUAUGUUUAGUCUCUGUCAGCAGAGCUGAGGAUUUCUCUCCUCAAUAAACCAAAGCCGAUAGCUGGAGAAUCACGAUCUGGUUGGAAGUGGUUUAUGGUUUAGAUGCUGUGCUAUCACGAGGAAUUGUGAGAUAUUGCUGAGAAAAAAAAAAAA
Molecule: messenger RNA, 2002 nt
Organism: Eubalaena glacialis (North Atlantic right whale)
Lineage: Eukaryota; Metazoa; Chordata; Mammalia; Artiodactyla; Balaenidae
Gene: TENT5C
Product: terminal nucleotidyltransferase 5C
Exons: 2
Coding region: 137-1312 (391 amino acids)
Biological process (GO): mRNA stabilization
Molecular function (GO): poly(A) RNA polymerase activity; RNA binding
Source: RefSeq, a predicted model, not a curated record